Microthlaspi erraticum is the source of this 363-nucleotide messenger RNA. Lineage: Eukaryota; Viridiplantae; Streptophyta; Magnoliopsida; Brassicales; Brassicaceae. The record is from the annotation of a GenBank genome assembly.
AUGGAGAAAACUCUAGCAACUCCCGAAAACACUAGACGCUCUCUUUCACCGUCAUGCUCAGUCGCCCGGAAAUCACGAGCCGCUGGUUUCGAGCGCAGAAGCAAACGGAGAUUGUCCGAGACGAAGGCACGCGUGUGUGUGUCCAGUGAAGAAGAAGAAGAAGAAGAUGAAGAAGAAGUGGUGAAGGAGAAGAUCUCUGCGUUGCAGAGGAUAAUUCCGGGAGGAACGGCGCUUGGUGUGGACGCGCUCUUCGAAGAGACAGCUGGUUACAUUAUGUCUCUACAAUGUCAGAUCAAAACCAUUAAAGUCCUCACUUCAUUUCUCCAACGCUUAGAUAAUCAAGAUAUGAAGUUCGGAGGUUGA